Messenger RNA from Dendroctonus ponderosae (mountain pine beetle), 3009 nucleotides. RefSeq lists its product as uncharacterized. The record is from RefSeq and is a predicted model, not a curated record. NCBI's taxonomy places the organism in Eukaryota, Metazoa, Arthropoda, Insecta, Coleoptera, Curculionidae. The transcript is spliced from 12 exons. The coding region runs from base 470 to 2860 and encodes 796 amino acids.
CAAGACUGGAAUGACGUUCUUUGAAAAUCGUGCGCGUGGCUACCAUUGAAAUAUAAUUAAAUAAAUCCUACAUAUUCCAGUAUUUUUUUCAUAUUAAAACCUUAAUGUUACUCCGUUCAAACUCAAUCCGUUUAUUCUAAUUUAAUGUAUGAAAAGCAUGGCAAAACACAACUGGCAAUAGUUUUCUGUAAAAUUGAUUGAAAAUUUUAGGUAGGACCUCUCUUUGGCGCUGCCAGAUCUACCUCAGUUUGCCUCUGAAUUUAACGCGCGUAUUUAAACUGAUAAUUACAGAGAUUUUUGUUUCUCUGAAAAGAAAAAAUCUUUUCGUUUACAGAAAAUUCAAAACAAUUAUCGAAUAAGUAAAUCCUUAUGCCUUGAAAGACAUUGUCACAUAUAAUUUGAGUGUGACAUUUUGAAACUUGUUUCCUCCAAGUUAUUUUUUGAUUUUCUCGUGAAAAAUAGGCGCGCAAUGGAUUUUCCUCAUUCAAAAAGCGAAGAAGAAGUAAAUGAUGAAAAGCUGGUGUACGAUUUUCCAUAUGCGAAUCUUCGGGACGUGCCUUCGGCAGAUUUGGAAUAUGUCAGGAAAUGCUUACCCCACUUGUUGAAAAUCAGCCAAACCAGCAUUUUCUACACAAAUCUUAAGGCAGUAAGACUGACGUUGGAGUUCACGAUUAACGUGCUGAAUGCGGCUCCUUUUCAAGCCCUCGAUAGCAAGGAAACGUUCGGCGAAGUACUGACUCUACUUCGGGAACUGUUGCUCGGAUCUAUGAAAUACAACAAGUUUAGCAAUAUUUUCCCGGACAUUUCCCCUGUUUUUCAUUUAGUGUUCUACGUGUCUGAGCUGGGUAUCUUUUGCGCAAAAAGCGCUAGCAUUUGUGAGCCAAUUUUACAGCAAAUGCUCAAUAAAGUCGGCGAUUACAUGCUGAUAGAUAAACUUUUGAGUGAGACGUUGGAUAACUUUCAAAAAAUCGGAGCCCUGGUGGAAAUGUCCAGACUAUCAGACACUGUACUGCGCGGAUUUCCUCUUGAAAGCUCCACAUACAAACUAUGCGCUUGUUGGCUAACUCAAAACGCACUCGAAAUUUUCAGUCAGCUAACUGUGGGGCCCCCAGAAAACGAUGCACAGUUUGCCAGCCUUAUGAACAACAUUAGCACGUUGUUAUUGAAAGUCGCCUCCGCACAAAGCAAUCCGAUGGUGGAAAAGUACCAACAGACACUGUUGCUAUUUGUGGCCGAAUUAAAAAGCCUCACACCAACGCUGAUUGAACUUUGCGGCCGGGAAGCCUGUGCGUUGACUGCAAAGGCACUCUUAGGUCACGUAUUAGUGUUCUUCUUGGAGGAACAGGACAUGUACUCCGACAAGGCGGUAAACACCAGUAAGGAAGACAUCGUAAAAUUCCCGGCAAAGGUGGAGGAUUGGCCGAAUCAGUGCUGCGGCACAUUUUUCUGGCUUUGCCAUCUGGUUUACCAACAUCAAAAAACUGUUUGGCCCACCGAAGCUAUUUGCACUGCCAUAGGCCGUUUGCUUUAUUCGAAACAGCACCUCAACCUUAUUAAUCCCUCUGUGUUGAAGUCAGUAUUUUUCGUAUAUCCUAUCAUCUUGCAAACCAAUGGCAAGAUAAUCAAAAAGCGCAUUAUUGGCAACGAUCUGUUGAACGUCGUGCUGCCCAGGUUCAUGCGCUUCUUGGAUAAGAUUCUGACUAUUUCCACCGGACAACUGCUCUGGAUUCUUUAUAAGGGUCCGUGGAGUAUCAAGACUGCGACUCUCGAAUUUUGGCUGAAAAACGCAGAGGCGGAACAACUGGAAACUAUGGAAGAAGUGUUGGUAGCUAGCAAAUCGCAAAAACUGCUGAUCUAUGUGUUGCUAUCGCUUAAGGAUCCACAUUCACCCGUCGCUAAUCGACUAACCGAAGUGAUUGAAAACUUGCGAGGUCGAGUGACAUUCAAGGAGAUUCUCGUUUUACUUCCGCAAAUUAGCGACAAUAUGGAAAGAGUGAGCGCGCUGUUAAAAAUAGCCUGCGGUGAGACGCCCGAAGACAACACAGCAGCUAAAAAACUGUUCAAAUAUCUCCACUUAAUACUGACAAAGCAGCCAGGCGACAAUUUGCUUUCCAAUGUCUGUUGUUUGGCUUCAAACGCGCUCAACGUCUUGAAAACGGACAAGGACUUCAUCCAAGCCAUUUGUGCUGAGCAGUUUUGGUUCAGAUAUCUCAUAAGUAGAUUGAAUGGCCGGAACGAGAAGCUGCUGAAAGCCAUUCUGGCCCUACUCACUAAGCUGAUUAGCUAUCAGGACAUGCCGGUUGACUCCAGCCAGCCAAUCUGCAUCAACUUGUCUCAAUUAUUCACAAUUUCUCCAGAAGUAUCGGCAAAAGUGGUCGCUUUCCUCCAUCAGUCUUUCAAAGUACAAACUCCUUUCGCCAUUAACAAAGACAUCAUAUUGGAUGUUUUUGACAAACUGUGCCAGUUAACUGAAUCGCCGCUUUUGUCUGACAAAGUCUACGGUUGUCUGAUGGGCCUGUUGAAGAUGUACCCCGAUGAGCUGAUUCACUCACCCAUUUUGGGAAUGUUGGUGGAGGAACAGUGCCGGCUCACUAGUAGGAAAAUGAACACAUCGGAAAGUUUGAAGUUCGUCUUGUUUUGGAUCAAAAUGAAGUACCGAUCGGGAAUCAAUAUGUGUGGGUAUUUGCCCAAAGAAGGUUUGAUGGCUAUGUUUUUUCAACGCUCAAUGGGGAUUCCAAAGUAUAUGAUGAAUAGAUACCUGUUUUACAUAUCGGAGAUCUACGACCGACAAGAAAGUUUAACUAUUGACAAUGAUCCUCUCAACUAUGUUCGGAGACUUUUCAAAGAAAACCACUCAUGAGUUGUCCAAGAACAGCAACGGGCUGUAUACAGCAUUCCAGCUGCGAAAAUUGAAACUUUAGUUCCUAUAUGAAUUAAUGAUUAAUUUAAGUUUUCCAUCAUUUUGGAAUAUAUUCUGUGACUUCCCAGUGAAGCCCCUUAAAUUUGAAA